UCCCUCGCAGAGCCCGAGCGGCAGCAGCGCAGAGCGGAGCAGAUCUGCACCAAGCUGCCUUUCACCCGGGACAACAACAACACGGAGACAAGUGUGUGUGUGCGCGUGCGCGCCAAGUGGGGUUUUCUAGAGUCACAGCAACUUCAGAUCGGCCGGGUAGGGGGUGUGCGCUGCUUCUCCCACCGGCGGAGCGCUACGGAGAGGAGGAACUGAACCCGGAGCGCGGAUCUGUGAGGUCGGAAGUUAUUUUGAAUAAAGGAGCAACUCGACCCGGUGCUGGAAACUUCCCAGCGCAGCAUCGAUCGAGGACCUCCCGCCCACUUCACCACUGCUCCACAGCGCAGGAAGGAGUAGAGACUUGAGCCGCCGCUGCGGUGGAUGGAGGACAAACUCGCGCCGCCUGCUUGUUUGCGCUAAAAGAGAAAUCCCUGCAACUUUGCCUGGAUCUCAUUCAAAAGGGGACCCACCCCCCCCCACUCCCCCCAGCAGCCAGGUCCUUUACCUCCGCGCAAACUCUCCCAUUCAGCCACGAGGAAGAAGAGGACGGCUGCAGGCGUCAAAUUGAUGCUUUGGCACGGGGGAGGCGCGCGGCCGAGCCUGUAGUUGUGGUUUUUUGGUUUUUUUUUUUUUUUUUUUUUUUUUUUAAGGAAAAAGUCUCCCGCGGCUCAUUGUGAGGGAGUUUGUGGUCCGAAGUGGGAUUUGCAGAAGUUGCAUGCGUGGUCUUUAACAUCUGGAGUGAGCCUGACCCCCCUCCCCAUCCACCCACCCCCCCUGCAGAUCCAUCCGCUCUCGGGUUCUCAGACAAGACCCGGAUAGCUGAGGUGCCAUGGCGCUGCUGCGCGCGGGGAUAUGGACGCUCCUGUUGGCACUGCACACCCAAGUUGGCGAUGGGCAGAUGGUACAAAUGGACCCCAGUAAGUCUGGCUUCGUUGGCUCGCAAGUGGAACUGCGCUGCAUUUUCAUCAACAGCAACCCGCCAGUCAAGAUUUCUCAGGUUACCUGGCAGAAGCUGCUCAAUGGCACAAAACAGAACGUCGCCAUCGCCAACCCAGCUCUAGGCGUGUCGGUCCUGUCGCCGUUUAAGGAGCGGGUCAGCUUCAAGCAGGCAGCGGUUCGUCACCGUACGCCCUCGCUGGAGGACACUACCAUCGUUUUCUCCAACUUACAGCUGUCCGAUGAAGCGGCCUACAUCUGCGAGUAUACCACGUUUCCUGCCGGCAACCGGGAGAACAUGGUCAACUUGACGGUGUAUGCUCGACCAAUGACACGCAUGACGCUGACAACCCCAACCAUCGUGGCCAGGGGCCAAAGGCGCAAGAUGACCGUCGCAACUUGUGUGUCGGCCAAUGGGAAGCCGCCGAGCGUGAUCAAAUGGGACACAAGGUUGAAAGGUGAAGCGUCUUACCAGGAGACCCGCAACCAGAAUGGGACGACGACGGUACGGAGCAACUUUAUGGUCAUACCGAGCCGGGAGACCCACAAACAGAAGCUCACGUGCAUCGUGACGUACCAAAAUGACAAGAUCCCAGACAGCGUGGUGCUCAACGUCCAGUAUGAACCUGACGUGAAGAUCGAAGGGUUUGAUGGGAACUGGUUCCUGAAACGCCAGAAUGUGCAGCUGACCUGCAAGGCCGACGCUAACCCCCCUGUCACGAUCUACCAGUGGAAACUCCUGAACGGCUCCCUGCCCAGCAAUGUGGAGAUCAAGAACAACACUCUGCACUUCAAGGGGCCGGUGACCAAUGACCUGGCAGGAACCUACGUCUGCGACGCCACCAACGGCAUCGGGACUCGCACCGGCAUCGUUGACGUCAACAUCACAGAGAAGCCAAUGGCGCAGGGCCCUCCAGGUGGUGUUAUCGGGAUCCUUGGAGGUGUUGUUGCCAUUGGACUCAUCAUCGGUGUGGCUGUUACUGUUUUUAUGGUCCAUCGGCGACAGCAGAAGACUCGCACCGAGACAGAUAAUGACCUCAUUGCUGUUGCUGCUGUUGCUGAUAGUUGUGUGACACAGGCUCCAGAGAAGCCAGAGUCCCUCACAAGGACCGACCUCCCACCUGCCCACAAGCCCGCCCCGCCCCCUCCCAAAAAGAAGAACAGCGACAUGAAGGGUCACAUGACAUCUGAUGACAUCCAGGUGGUUCAUCUUGACAAAGAAGAGGAGAUGCAGAAGCUUCCUCUUCAGCCUCCCUAUUAUGACAUGGCCCCCUCUGAGUCGACCCCGUUCAGCGAUAAGCCGGAAACUGGGAGGCAUCCAGAAGAGCUGUUGAACCCAGCCGAAUACAUGAGCUACCAACGUACCUGCAACGUUGAACCUAUCCCAGAGUCUCAACCCACCCCUCCUUAUCCUCCCGUGACGUUCUUGCCUCAGCACCCCUAUGCUCAGCACCCGUCCAAUGAGCCCAUGUACUCCAACACGAGCUUUCCAGCCCACGGCCCUCGAGCUCCCUUCUCCUUCCCCAAGGAGCAAUCCGUGUGAAGAGCAGCAUAACUGUCUAGUUCUGAUAAAAGGAAACUCAAUCGUCAGUUGUGCAUCCGACCCCCACCGUGCAUUUUCUCUUCUCCCAUCUUAAAUCACUCGUGGGCUAUCCCAGCCAUGAAGAAAGUGUUCCUUGGUCCCCUGUGUAUUGUGCACUGCUUGCUCCACUGAAGCUGUAGGACCCUGGUCACCUUGUAAUGUUAGCUUAGCUGCCUCUAACCAUCGCUUCCACCACUUUAGCCUUCACCCCUCAGGUUCUCCACACAUCCAGUUUGCUUUUGAUCACUUCCUCACCUGUGAAUAUUUUGCUUUUUUGCCUGUCAUCUAAUCAUGUACAGAGAAUGCCGCUCAAGAUUCUUACUUUGUUUUAGUUUCUUUGUUUUUUUUUAAUGAUUCCUACAGUUUUAGUCACUUUUUAGAGGAAUGUGCUUCUUUUGUUUCUUUUCUAUUUCUCUAUGAAUCUUAUGCUUGCUUAAAAGUACUAUACUGUAUUUGUGAUCAGGUGUUUUUUUAGUGGGAAAAAGUUAAAUAAAUGCUAUUUAAUGUGUAAAUCUAAUGACAUGGACUACUCCAUUAAUUACAGUUAAUGACUGGAUUAUCACUUUAGGUUGUGAAUUGGCAGUCCUUCAACUCGGUCUCAUCUUUUUAAAAUAGCUAUUAGUGAUGAUCUAUUUCGGACUAUUAGAAGAGAAUGUUAUUGUUAAUUAAAUAAGGCAAAAAUCAAAGGGCUUCACCCAACAGCAUCCACAUUUAUCACUUCUGCUUUUUUCUUAAUAAUCCAGAUCAUUGUUUAUUAUCUAUCAGUAGUUGCCAAAGACAACUUUUAGUCAGCUUUGCUUAUUUGCUUUUUCGCCAACAUUUGCAUCAAUACAAUCCUAUUUCUUGGGAAAUAAACAUGAUGUUGUUGACUGCCACUGUCCUAGUUUAAAGCAAUGCUUUACCAUAUGCUGUAUUUUCCAUAGCUUCAUGUAAAAACAUAAGUUUGUUACAGAGUUUGAGGUUCUUUUUGGGUCAAAUUGGAGCUUUUCCUGAUGCAGGUGUAAUAAGUGAAGACAAUCACAUAGUUGGCUUGUACUCUGAAAAAGAAGCAGGUCAGUUAUUACAUUUUUAUGCUCAUAGCUAAAGCUGAAAGGAACUAACUUUCACAGAUAGCCUACACGACUAACAUAUUUAAAUAUUAUGAGAAUAUAAUUUGUACCAAAUAAAUGUAGUUUCAAGUCACUCAAAGCUGAAAAAAGCUUGCAACUGUAUUUUUAUAGACUGGUUAGUUAUUUGCACCUAUUUACAGUCCUUUGUGACUGUUACUGUCAAACCAUACAUAAGCUAAUUUGUUUAGGGCAGUAUUUCACUGGGCUUAGACUGUUGGAAGCUAGUAGUCAAUUCAAAUGUGUUAAAAAAAACAGCAAACAUUGUGUUUGCAUUAUUCUUUUGUUCUCCACUAAGUAACCAGUAAGCCACGUAGUAAGCCAUGUGGCCAUUUUGCGCAACCAAUUUUUGAAAAUGUAUUUUUUGUGUGUGUGAUCUCAUGGCUUUUAGGCCAUGCACAUUGUUUUGUUGUCUUCCUCUGCCAACAUUAUACCCAUUGUACCUACCUAGGCAGAUACCUGCAAGGAUACAUUAAGGAUGUAAUUGGUAGUGAUAAAUGUUAGAGAUAUGAUAUGUAGUUUUUGAAGGGAACCAAAUGUUCAAUAUUCGUUUGUUUCAGAGAGCUGUUCAAUUUUAAAUGGUAGUGUGGUCACAAUAUUUGGCUGUAUGUCAUGAUGUAGGCCAGAUGUAGUGAUGAGCAACAUUAGGGUUGUACCACGUGUCUUGUA
Molecule: messenger RNA, 4290 nt
Organism: Nematolebias whitei (Rio pearlfish)
Lineage: Eukaryota; Metazoa; Chordata; Actinopteri; Cyprinodontiformes; Rivulidae
Gene: nectin1b
Product: nectin cell adhesion molecule 1b
Exons: 10
Coding region: 827-2476 (549 amino acids)
Biological process (GO): homophilic cell-cell adhesion; protein localization to cell junction; heterophilic cell-cell adhesion
Cellular component (GO): adherens junction
Source: RefSeq, a predicted model, not a curated record